This is a messenger RNA of Diplodia corticola, 1314 nucleotides long. RefSeq names its product ubiquitin-conjugating enzyme. Bases 1 to 1314 code for a protein of 437 amino acids. The record is from RefSeq and is a predicted model, not a curated record. Lineage: Eukaryota; Fungi; Ascomycota; Dothideomycetes; Botryosphaeriales; Botryosphaeriaceae. The transcript is spliced from 8 exons.
AUGUCCAACCAGUCGAUCCUCCGCAUCACGCGUGAGCUGUGCGAUAUCCAGAAGGGCUCGGAUCUCUCUCUCGCCGUCGCCUGUCGGGACAGCGACGUCAGAUCGGUUCGAGCCUUGAUCAUUGGCCCUCCAGACACCCCAUAUGAGUUCGGAUUCUUCGAGUUUGCUGUGCGCUUCGGUAGAGACUACCCUACUAAGGCCCCUUCGGUCACCUGCACCACCACCAACGGAGGUCGCACCCGCUUCAACCCGAACAUCUACUCUCAGGGAAAGGUCUGCCUUUCCAUUCUAGGUACAUGGCGUGGUGAGCCUGGCGAGGAAUGGUCCUCGGCCCAGGGCCUGGAGUCCAUCCUUAUCUCCAUUCAGAGCCUCAUGUCCCCCGACCCUUACGAGAACGAGCCUGGAUUCGAGGAAGCCAACUCCGACUACGACAAGAAGCUGAAGGCGGCCUAUACUGCCAAGAUUCACCACGAGACCAUCCGCAUUUCGGUCAUCGAACGCCUGGAAGAGUACUACAGGAUUGUCCCACCGGAGAAGAAAGGAAUCGUGCGGUACAAUGCCGAGGACGAUAUCACAACAGCCGAGGAACAGUUCGACCCCUUUCAGGAUCUCUGCAAGCGCCGCUUCCUCUGGUACUACGACUCCUACUUAGAGUCCAUCAACGAACUCAAGGAUCACCACAAAGAGGGUUCCAAGUUCGAAAAGAUGCCCUUUGAGGGACCGAGCAAUGAGAUGAGCGGAACGUUCAACUACGAGCAGCUCUUGAAGCGCUUGGCAGUCAUUCGCGCGGCUGUGGACAAGGAGACUCUCGGUUGGGCACAGGAAGGCCUUCAGGCUGCCAAGGGCGAACUGAGCAUUGCCAACAACCUACAAAGGCAAUUUGAGCAAGUGGUCGAACACUUCAAGCGCAGUGAAAGCGUCCACAUCGAUCUGGAACUCGUCGACAACAACCCUUUCGUAUGGUCCUUCGUCUUGUUCGGCCCACCCAUGUCGAACCUUGACGGAGGCAUGUUCCGGAUCUUCAUCUACAUUUCCACCAGGUUCCCCGACGUGCAACCUCGUGUCAAACUGGAGAAUCCCAUCUUCCACCAUCGCGUGUCUAAGGAUGGUGUGGUUUGCUACACGUCGCGCCGCCCGGAUGAUCUGCGGAGCCACAUCGAAGCCAUCGUUGACACCAUCCAGGAAGAGCAUCCGGCAUACGACCCGCGGACACUCGUACACCCCGAGGCCUCGAGGCUCUUCUGGGGUAGCGCUGAUGACAAGAAGCAGUACAACCGUAAGCUGAGGCGGAGUGUGCAAGACAGUGCUGAGUGA